UUACAUUUACGCGUCUAAAAUGUAGAGUAGAGAGAUAUCUUAAAGCAUUGAAUCCAUCGAAUGAUUGUCUACAUCUCCUUUGGGAUCUCAGACAAUUCAAUAUUCAAGACAUCUCAAAAGGAAAAUGUCAGUCCAAGAAAAAGAAAAAUCUGAGUUUUGCUUUGCUCCCACGAACCCCAAAAGAGUUAUUACAGAAGCCACCUGAUAAAUGGCUCAGCAAGGAUCCCAUGUUCCCAAGUUUGGUGAUUGGGACAGUGACAACAUUCCUUACACUGCAUAUUUUGAAACUGCGCGCACAGAGAAAGGCUCAGUAGCGAAAAGAAUAAAUCCAAAUGAUCCUGAAGAGAAUCCUUAUGCAUUCUUUGGAACGAUGGGCCAUGAAAACCAUGGAUAUUAUAAUGCAAAGAAAUUAGCACGAAACAGCUCAGGAAGAAAGACGGUAGAGAAAUCCUACGAGGAAUAUCCAGAGAAAGAAGGACAACAAGUUCACUUAAAGAGUCGAGACCAGAAGAGCAUUCGCUCUGAAUCCAGCAACGAGAAAAGCAAUUCUGACUUUUCACUUCUGCAACAAAAACAUCGGUCCUCAAGGUCCAUUGAAAAGAGAAGCCAGGGAGAAUUUAGUGGCAUCCCUCCGAUGUCACCACCACCUAAUCAAAUAAGAAGUGGGACGAGUAUACCAAAUGAUACUCGACAUCACAAAGCAGCAUCAGUUCCGAAGUUCGGUGCUUGGGAUGAAACAGACCCUAAAUCAGGGGAUGGGUUUACAAUCAUCUUUAACAAAGUAAAAGAAGAGAAGCAAAUUUUAGCAAAUAACUUUCCGCCUAUUUGCCCACCGCCAACAAAUUACUCCAAAGAAAGUUCAUCGAAGGCACCAAGGAGAUGCUGCUGUCUAUUUUAGGGAGAGGUGACCAGGCUUUUUUGCUGGAAGUGCCUGCAUGGCAACGGUUGUUAGAGGCGACUUAUAGGCUCUUCUGUAUGUUAAUUUGUUUUUUUGUUUCACUAUGCAACUUAUGGAAACGAUCCGUUCAUGUACCCUGUUCUUUACGGACGUAGAGUACUCUGCCUAUUCAUCUAGCUACUACUUGUCUGUCAUCAUUAGUUGCGUUUGUAUUUCGUGUGUGUUGAGUGCAUUGGCUCGUAGUGUAUGCAAAAUUGGAACAUUUAAGUUUUCAUAUAUAUU
Messenger RNA from Papaver somniferum (opium poppy), 1180 nucleotides. Its product is annotated as RPM1-interacting protein 4-like. The transcript is spliced from 4 exons. The record is from RefSeq and is a predicted model, not a curated record. The coding region runs from base 209 to 898 and encodes 229 amino acids. NCBI's taxonomy places the organism in Eukaryota, Viridiplantae, Streptophyta, Magnoliopsida, Ranunculales, Papaveraceae.